Plenodomus lingam JN3 is the source of this 294-nucleotide messenger RNA. RefSeq lists its product as uncharacterized. The record is from RefSeq and is a predicted model, not a curated record. Lineage: Eukaryota; Fungi; Ascomycota; Dothideomycetes; Pleosporales; Leptosphaeriaceae.
AUGUCCAUUUCUAGCUGCCACACUGUUGAUCAUGUGAGGCCGCAGGGGAAAUUCAUUGCGAUCCGGAGAGACGAGCGGUAUAUGCUGUACCCCAGCCAUCUUUCCGGGGCUAGUCAGGUUAUCCGUUCCGACAUGGGCAUCACUUCUAAGGCUAGUUUACCGUUCCCAACGCACGCAUUCCGAGGCAUUGAAGACACUGAAGAUGAAGUGGCGCUGAUGCCGGGAAAGGCCAAAGAGACACAGGGCUCCGCCGACCCUGCUGACUCGAGCAUGGGCCAGAGUGGCCCAAGCUAG